UAUAUAACUAUACACUCUUCAGCAGUUCUGCCUUGUUGCAAAGAAGAAACUUCAUUGACGAGAAAGAAAGACUGUUGUACUUCUGUUUACUUCAAAUCUCCUCCACGCUUCUUCGAAGGAUAUUCUAUUUCUGCCUCCAAUUGUCUGCCCGUAAUCAGUCUGGGGAAAAGGUUUCUGGUGGCCAUGAAGUCGGCAUACCUCUUGUUGUUGGCAGCUGUGGCGGUGUGUAACUUCACAGUAAAUCAAGCACAAAGUAUCCCAAGCGAAGCGGACCUGGAGGAGCGCCCAACGCUAAGGGACAUCCUGCAGCGUGUCGAAAGUCUCCUCAUUCGCUCCAUUAUCAGGAAAAUCGAGGAAGAGGACAGUGAAAAUGAUCUGUCGUCACCCCAACUUAACUGGCUAGAGAAGCGACAGCAUCCAGGGAAACGUCAACAUCCAGGAAAGCGCGAAGACGACGACUACGAAGACUACACAGAUGUGCAGAAAAGACAGCAUCCAGGAAAGCGAGAGGAUGCCUCGGACGAGUCGCUAGAGAUUCAGAGAAGGCAGCACCCAGGGAAGCGCCUCAUCUUGAAUCAGUUCGCUGAAAACCCGGCCGCCCAAAGCGCUCUCUUAAACGAACUUUCUAAACGGCAGCACCCGGGGAAACGCUACCUGAUGACGUACAACAAGCGGCAGCAUCCUGGCAGACGCGAAAUAGAUGAGAGUGAGCUGGACACUGCCGGACUAUUGGAUCUGGAGAAUCUUCAGUAUUCUGGGAAAAAGUAUUUAGACGGCACGAUCCCGGAUAUAAGCGUGAGCGGCGGUCCUUGCGACGUUCAGGACCCUGCUACCUGCAGUAAAGCCAGUCUACUGUUGGGGCUGCUGGAUAACGUGUCCAAACCUCGCCUUGAGGAGAAGAGACAGCAUCCCGGGAAAAGGCUGGCAAUAGAAGAUGAUGUAACGGAACAGGAAUGAAGUAGAGUAUUGAAUGAUGGAACGCGUGAAUAGAGUGUAAAGAAGUAACAAAGAGUUAUACCAAUAAAGAUUAUUUAAUAAUUGUUAA
Molecule: messenger RNA, 1045 nt
Organism: Clupea harengus (Atlantic herring)
Lineage: Eukaryota; Metazoa; Chordata; Actinopteri; Clupeiformes; Clupeidae
Gene: trh
Product: thyrotropin-releasing hormone
Biological process (GO): histamine metabolic process; negative regulation of glutamate secretion; eating behavior
Cellular component (GO): extracellular region; secretory granule
Molecular function (GO): thyrotropin-releasing hormone activity
Source: RefSeq, a predicted model, not a curated record